This is a messenger RNA of Cornus florida, 2461 nucleotides long. Its product is annotated as phospholipid--sterol O-acyltransferase. Lineage: Eukaryota; Viridiplantae; Streptophyta; Magnoliopsida; Cornales; Cornaceae. Gene Ontology annotation, biological process: lipid metabolic process. The coding region runs from base 105 to 2006 and encodes 633 amino acids. The transcript is spliced from 17 exons. The record is from RefSeq and is a predicted model, not a curated record. Gene Ontology annotation, cellular component: cytoplasm.
CUCCCUCCCUCUAUCUAAAACUGUCACGCACGACGCAACUCUCUCUCUCUCUAGAAUUGCCAGCACGACGCAACUCUCUCUCUCUUUCUCUCUCUACACUGCGAAUGAGAGGGCGUAUCUACCUCAUCGUCGCAUUUCUUCUUCUCGGAGCUCUGCGCCCAAGCUCCGGCAAUGGCGGCGAGUUCACCGGAGGCUUCGCGAAGCUCUCCGGCAUCAUAAUUCCAGGAUUCGCGUCGACUCAGCUCAGAGCGUGGUCAAUAUUGGACUGUCCUUACUCGCCGCUCGAUUUCAACCCUCUCGAUUUGGUCUGGCUCGACACAACCAAACUUCUUUCUGCUGUGAAUUGCUGGCUUAAGUGUAUGUUGCUAGACCCUUACAAUCAAACUGAUCACCCUGAAUGCAAGUCCCGCCCUGAUAGUGGUCUUUCCGCAAUCACAGAGCUUGAUCCAGGUUACAUAACAGGUCCUCUUUCAUCAGUGUGGAAAGAAUGGAUUAAGUGGUGCGUUGAGUUUGGUAUUGAGGCUAAUGCAAUCAUUGCUGUUCCCUAUGAUUGGAGAUUGUCACCGUCAAAGCUUGAGGAGAGAGACCUUUACUUUCACAAACUAAAGCUGACUUUUGAAACUGCCCUUAAACUUCGUGGUGGCCCCUCAGUAGUGUUUGCCCAUUCACUAGGAAACAAUGUGUUCCGCUACUUUUUAGAGUGGUUGAAGCUAGAAAUUCCACCAAAACAUUAUAUCCGGUGGCUAGAUGAACACAUUCAUGCUUACUUUGCCGUUGGAGCUCCUCUACUUGGUUCAAUUGAGACAAUCGAAGCAACACUCUCUGGAUUUACAUUUGGUCUUCCUGUCUCUGAGGGAACAGCUCGGUUGAUGUUCAAUUCAUUUGGCUCUUCACCAUGGAUGAUGCCAUUUUCAAAGUAUUGUAAGACAGAUAAUGCAUAUUGGAAGCAUUUUUCUAGUGGGAACAAAAAGGGUCAUCAUGUAUACCAUUGUGAUGAACGUGAGUAUCAGUCAAACUAUUCUGGUUGGCCAACAAAUAUAAUCAAUAUCGAAAUUCCGUCAACCCGAGCAGGAGUUGAUGCUUAUCCAUCAUUCCUAGAAGUAGCGGAGACCAACAUGUCUAGCAUGGAAUGGGGAUUCCCAACUCAGUUAUCCUUUUCUGCUCGUGAAGUAUCAGAUGGGACCUUUUUCAAAGCAAUAGAGGAGUAUGAUCCUGAUAUCAAAAGGCUCUUGUACCUAUUAGAGAAUUCGUAUCAUGGCGACCCGGUUCUAAACCCUCUGACUCCUUGGGAGAGACCACCGCUAAAGAACAUCUUUUGUAUAUAUGGAAUAGAUUCGAAAACCGAGGUGGGUUACUAUUUUGCACCAAGUGGCAAACCUUACCCUGAUAACUGGAUCAUAACUGAUAUCAUAUACGAGAUUGAAGGAUCUUUAUAUUCCAGGUCUGGAAAUCUGGUUGAAGGGAACCCAGGAGCAGCAAGUGGCGAUGAGACGGUACCAUACAAUUCCCUCUCUUGGUGCAAGACUUGGCUGGGACCCAAAGUGAACAUAACAAGGGCUCCUCAGUCAGAGCAUGUAGGGUCAGACGUACAGGUGCACCUGAAUGUAGAACAUGAUCAUGAAGCAGAUAUAAUUCCCAACAUGACAAGGUCACCUAGAGUCAAGUACAUAACCUAUUAUGAAGAUUCUGAAAGUCUUCCAGGAAAGAGAACAGCGGUUUGGGAGAUUGAUAAAGCCAAUCACAGGAAUAUUGUUAGAUCCCCAGUUCUGAUGCGGGAACUGUGGCUUGAGAUGUGGCAUGAUGUUCAUCCGGAUGCAAAAUCAAAAUUUGUUACAAAAGCGACACGUGGACCUCUGAGGGAUGAGGACUGCUAUUGGGACUAUGGAAAAGCUCGGUGUGCAUGGCCUGAUUAUUGUGAAUAUAGGUAUCUUUUUGGAGAUGUUCACCUGGGGCAGAGCUGUAGAAUAAAGAACUCAUCAGCCGAUCGCCUCUUGCAUUAUGUAUAGACUAUGAGAACUGUAAGAUCUGUUUUCUAUGGUAUCGGUAUCUCCCCGAAAUUGGUUCCACAUUGUAAAUUCUUGCUGAUUGUCACCAUAGUCAGAGGCAUGUACAAUGAACAUAAAAGUAGAUUUUCACUCCUAGUAGUAAAUCGGCGGCGUUGGUAUCUUCAGAAAAUAUUCACCCAAUGAGUAUGCAAUGUGGAGAAUUUUGCUGCGAACCAAAAAUGUUUCUUUCUUCAAGCAUUGAUGUACUAGGGUGAAUUGUGUACAAACAGUGAACUCAAGAUUACUUGAUCCUGUUGAAGUUCAGUGUAAGGGGAGUUUUUGGACAUCUUAAUGAAAAUUUUGGUAUUAUCUAGCAUAUGAAAUUUGUUGCACUCACUGGUGGAAGCAUUUAGAGAGAAUAUAUUGUCGUAUCAUAUAAAAAAAAUUACAAGCAGACUUACGUAGGUUUCAGUUAA